GACGACGUUUUAUUCUGAAGAGUUUUACUGUUUCCGGUUAUGACAAUCAAAACCUGACCGGAACCGGAAGUCCACACAGAUUUCACCGAAGAAAAAUGAGAAAGACAGAGCGGCAGGUGGAGGAUUUCUGAGCUGAACGGCAACGUCUGACAGUCCUGGAUGCAGGGCGGGAGGCCACUGGUGGACGUGGUCCAUCUGGGGCGGGUCUCCUACCAGGAGGGUCUGCGGCUGCAGCAGGUCUAUGUGAACCAGCACAAGUCCGGUCCAGCUCACUCUCUGCUGCUGUGUGAGCACCCACCAGUCUACACCACCGGGAUCCGGCACAAACCGUACCCGGCCUCGCUGCUGGACCAGCUGGUCCUGCUGGGGGCCGACGUCCACCGCACCAACCGAGGAGGACUCAUCACCUUCCAUGGGCCGGGACAGCUGGUCUGCUACCCGGUUCUGAACCUGAGCGGCUUCAAGAAGAGCGUCCGCUGGUACGUGGGUCAGCUGGAGAAGACCAUCAUCUCCGUCUGCAGCCAGUUCGGGGUCCAAGCGUCCACAUCGCCUCACACGGGCGUUUGGGUCGGAGACAACAAGAUCUGUGCCAUUGAAGAUUCCUGUUUAAUCAGACGGAUCGGCCAUCUUUGUUCCAACAUGGCCGCUCCGUCUGACCACCUAGGUUGGAUCAAACUUUUCACUUUAAAGCAAGAUUAAAAAACAAAAUCAAAUUCUCCCACUGAGUUUAAAUCCAGUGAAUAUAAACAUGUUGUAAGAUGAGAUAUAAAAACGGGGGCUGCAGCGGUUUAGGAGCCGCCGCUGGAACAGCUCCAUCACCGGUUUACCAGCCUGGACCUCAGGACCACUAGAAGCAGGCGAUGCACAGAUCUAAGCGAUCUGGAGGGAACAUCUGGCUGCAGGAGGUCAGACAGCUGCCUUAUAGGUCAACAAUAACACUGUCAAAUCCACCCUAAAACGAACGGGGAGCCACAGCUCAGGAGUCAGUAGGUGUGAGGCUGCUGUUAAUGAUCACGUCAGAGCCAGUAACCCUAAAAACCUUCAACAAGAAGAUGUUUCGUGCUACUAAAACACAUGCCGGGCGGCUGUAGCUCUGGAGGAAGAGCAGUCGUCUUCCAACCCAAGUGUCCUUGGGCAACGCUUAACCCCGCGUUGCCUCCUGAUGUUCCUCUCAGGGUAUGAGUGUGUGUGUGAGU
This is a messenger RNA of Melanotaenia boesemani (Boeseman's rainbowfish), 1196 nucleotides long. It is a transcript of the gene lipt2, whose product is annotated as lipoyl(octanoyl) transferase 2. The transcript is spliced from 4 exons. Gene Ontology annotation, molecular function: lipoyl(octanoyl) transferase activity. The coding region runs from base 160 to 699 and encodes 179 amino acids. The record is from RefSeq and is a predicted model, not a curated record. Gene Ontology annotation, biological process: protein lipoylation. Lineage: Eukaryota; Metazoa; Chordata; Actinopteri; Atheriniformes; Melanotaeniidae. Gene Ontology annotation, cellular component: mitochondrion.